Durusdinium trenchii is the source of this 4905-nucleotide messenger RNA. The record is from the annotation of a GenBank genome assembly. NCBI's taxonomy places the organism in Eukaryota, Dinophyceae, Suessiales, Symbiodiniaceae.
AUGCUCCUUCUUGCUGGUUAUGCAAAUGGCCAUCGCAGAAAGCGCUUGCCAAAUGGCAGCCGUGUGAUCUGCCACUUGCCACAACCAACUUGGUUUUUGCGCCGGCUUGCCUCUCGUAGCUUAGAAAGCAAACUCCACAAGGUCUCAAAGGCUGAUACUUGGACAGCUGUUGAUAUAACGCAGGCGCGCAUCGUUGGUUUUGCAAUUUUGGGCCCUGACCAAUGCCGGGUGGGCAACCUCGCAAGAUGGGCUUGCGGGGCGACAAUUGCCAAGGAUGGCUUUGAGCUUCCCUUCCUCGAUGAGCAUUUGGCUGAUGUCCCAGUGAUGUGGUUGCCGGAAUGCAUUUUGGAGCUCAUCUCUUUUCAGGAGUGGAGCACGAUUCUGAUUCUGCAUUCCCCGUCUCAUUCGACAGCGAAGAGAACUCACCAGGUUUGUUUGUCUUGGCUCCGGAAUGCCUUGCAAUGGCCAAGUGACAUUGAUGUUCAGCAAAUGGUACAACAUACUGGGAGGUUUGCGCAGAAAGCCGCUGUUCCCCUGGAUGAGCAUGGGGUCACGUUUCUGUUGGAUGUCCUCCGUCAAACAAAGAACUCACUGUUGGAUGAACUGGAGGAGCACGAAGCUGAACAUAUGUACUUGCAAAUGGAGCGCGCUGCCGAGGGAUUGCAUUUUCUGGCAGCUUCCUUUGAAUCAACGUCAGGUUUAAGCAAAAAUGCAGGCAAAUCAGGUGAGCUGCUGGUCAAUGCCGUGAGGAUUGCCCGCCAUGUCCGCAAUCGCAGCAAUUUGCAAAGCCUCCAAGAGCUUAUGGUGGACGCUUUCAUGCCAACUCCGCUCAGAGAUUUGGCAAAAUCUGUCAUGGACCGUGCUCCGGCAGGUGCCAGCAUUUCCAGGCACCAGGUGACAGUGGACGCUGCUCUCUCAUUGUUCUACCGUGACAUCCUGAAGCUCCAAACAGGGCCUGUGUACUUGUGGUGCGACAGCUCUCCGCAAUUGGGGGAAGAUUAUUUGCUGUCAAUUUUUGAUUACAUCCAGGAAGAGCAGGUUGUUUCAUGUUGGAACCAGGCGCAAAAUCUUUUCAGCUCUGUUGCUGCCUUCCAAAAGGCAUUUGCUGAAGGGGAUGAAGGGGAGGUGGAAGAUCAAGCAAAUAUCCGGCAUCAUGCUGGGCGCUUUCUGAAGCAACACAUUCAUAGGCACCGUCAAAUGCCUAUGGGGCUGGGCAGUGGGGCAAGCUCUCUUCAGCACAAAGCCCGAGCUCUAGCUAUGAAAUUUGCGCACGAAUCCCAUGACGUGCCAGCUCUUCGUUCGAUCUGCCGGCAGGUGUGCUCGUUGACAGUGGACAUGGGUGUGGAGGUUGGUCUUGCAGAAGUGGCUGGCGGCGACGUGAACGACUACUUACCACCCUGGAUGCAAGACCGGCAGGGCCUUUUGAUGGAUGAGGGCAUGGAUGGUCUGGAAGAGUUGGUGCAACGAACAACUCACCUUUUCCCACGUGCAUUUGUCAGCACAGGUCUGGACCAUAUCAGCAAUAAUUUGCAAAACGAUUUGGACCAAAAGUUGAGCGGAUGGAGUGGUUGGCUCCCCAAAUUCAAGGCUUUGUCAAACCUGUUGAGCAAAAGACACCACUUGAAGAGGUUAGUUGCGCGCUGCAUUAUGGACACGCCCUUCUCGCCCUUGAAGCGCAUGUUUGAAACUACCGUGGAACCAUGUGCAAAAUGGAGGUGGGGCACCAUUUGCAAAACUUUGCCAGCUAUUCUUGCCCUUCACCGUCCUCUUGGCAUGAUCUGGAGCAAGGCAAAAUUUGAAGUGGGGCGCAACGACCAGGAUGAAGAGCGCAAUGAUGAUGCUGUACUUGACCUUGAUUUGGUCACAGCAGCUGUCACGAGCCCUUCCUGGUUCGCAUAUGGACAGAUGAUUUUACAUCUUCAUGAAAUUGCCAACUCGAUUUCUGGUUGGGGUUCAGGUUGUGCGUGCCAUGAGUGGCUCAGGCCUCACAAGCAGUCUUCGGACAGUCCAUGGGAAAGUGCUUUGAGUGCUGUGAGACAGAGUCUGGGGUUGGAGAGUGGCUUAGACGGCUUGUCGUUUCAGUGCCCACUUGCUGGAAAGCGGGCGCCCGAACUUGCAUCGGGGGCUUUGUUGAAAGUUAUUUGUGAAAGGAUCGAUGACGCUUUCCCCAAAGUGCUUGUUGAAUCUGCUGGGGCAGGGCCUGAGCACCAAGAGCAAAUCUUGAGCGAUUUCAAUUUGGGCACUGGCUACAUCAAGUUGGUGGUUGAGCUCAAGCUGGGACAUUGGAAUGAUUUUCCCUGGGUCCUAUGCAAGCUGGGCCUACCGGGCGAUGCAGCCCGUCAACAAGGUGCAGCUGAUAUGCUGGCCACUUUUGAUUCGCUGCCUCAAGACCCAAAAAGCCACCAUCGGGUCACUUUAUCUUUCAUGGCGACGGGGAGUGCCUUGAGGUCAGAUAUGGAAGCGCUUGCUGGCGGCGCGCCCAUCAAUCAGUUGCCAGCGUUGGCUAAUUCUUUGGCCCGCCUUUGUUUCUUGCCUGUUUCAGAGCGCAUUGUUGAAGGUGAGCAUUCGAUUGUCCACAGGCAUGGAGGCUACAGGAAAGUGACAGGGGCCUAUGUCUCCUGUUCCCAGCGGCUUCCUGAAGUCGACGCGCUUAUGUCCAACCAAGAAACCCGAACAAGGUUUCUUCAGGCAUUUGAAAAGACUCGAAAACUAAAGAACAUGUCAAAGCUUUUCAGAUUUUGCAAGCAUCCUCAAUGGACGGAGUUGAUGGCUAAACCCAAGAAAGAAAGAUCUGGUGUUCAGAAGCUGGCAAAUGCAAUCCUCUACAGCGUUGAUGUUUCCACUCAAUUUCUCAAUUUGGGAGAUGUGCGGGCAAAGCACCAAGCCCAGAAGCGAGCCUGUCAAAAGGUCGAGGAGUCCUUGCUUCCCAAGGUGAGAGUUCGCCUCUGCCACGAAGCUGUGCUGAACCAUGCGCUUGCAGAUCAUGUUUGCAACAGCCUGAAACCAGGAGGGUUCUAUUCCAUGCCAACCGACAGCUUUCAAGAGGGUGGCUUGACGUCUUUGAGCGUAGCCCGUUGCUUUUCAAGCCAGCCACGACCAAGUUCAAGCAUAGAUGCAGCUUUGUCACUUGAUUUGCCAGGCCAAACGCCAGGCCAAGAAGAACGCCCUCAUGUGUUUUUCAAAGUCUUGACAACUGGCGCUUCCCGGUUGAAGGUGACAAAAGCUGCGCCCGCUGGAAAGCUUCGUCUGAAGAAGGGUGAUGUGGCCAUUACACUUCACAAAGCUGAGCUGGAUGAGAUCUCCAAAACGUGCUUUGUUGAAUCCCGACCCAUUGCUUGUUCUGACCUUGGAAACCCAGUCCACAUCCUUUCCGGGUUUGGGUUGCGGGCUGGUGAGGCCGGCCAGGUGCUACAGUGGGAGCGUAGUCAUGACAAGUGCCAGUUCACAUUGCCGCAUUUUCAAAGCGUCAGGCAUGCAGCGCUGAUCAACCAGUUUCUGGAGUUGCAGGCUUUUGAGGGGAAACCUCAUUUUGUCCAGGAGAACUUGUUGUCUAGGCCCAUGCUGCAAGAGCUUUUGCACGAAGGCUGGGCUGUAGCAUCUGACAAUGGUUGGCAGCUCACUGCAGCAGCUUUGAGACAAGUUUGUGUUGCCCAGCGUGUUGGAGAGCCAAAGCAGUUAUUCACCCCUGCAUCUGGUGAAGUGCCGCUUGCUGACCAAACAAUUUGGCAACUUUGUGUGACGCUGAACAAUCUAGGCUGGCAAUGGAAGCCUUUCUCCCGAAAGUCACCUAUAGAGGGGUACAUGCAGGGCAAGCCUCGUGUGUGGACCACAGCUGGGGUGACGGUCAAAAAGGAAUAUGUGCUUUGCCUCCUUUCUGCAGACAAACUGUUUGAGCAGCAGGCUGACUGCGUGAUUCACCAUGAGAAGCCAGUGGCAUACUACAGGCACCUUCUACAAGGAGAGUUUGAGCUUGCCUGCCAUUUUUUGGAAGAGCUGGGGCAACGCUCGCAAUUGCGACUAGCUGACCGUGCAGAGUUGACAAGAGAUACCCGACCAAUGAUCAUGGAUGAGGGCAUUGAAUGGUGCUUAGGUGUGGACAGUGGUGUAGCUCCUGUCCGGUCAACGCCUGCAAAACGGAAGCGGCAAAAGCCUCCGGAACACUCGGAUGGAAGUGAUUGUCAUAGUUCGGCUAAGGCUAGCAGUUUUGACAGCGUUGGUGAGUUCCUUGAUGAGUUCUUUGAUUCUGAGCCCGAGCCCGAACUUGCAGAAGUUGCAGAGGAACCUGAUUUAGCGGGCGAUGAGUGUGGAGCCACUCCGGAGCCAAUCCCAAAGGGCAAGAGUGAGGUUGCGCGCAAAGUGCAGCCUGAUUCAAUUCUUUCUUGGGGCAUUCCUGGCUUCCGAAUUACAUGGCGAGCACCCAGUUCUACCCAUGUUCAUGGAGCUUGGCAGGGUACUUGCACCUUCCACCGCCACUCGGCGACUACCAGGUGCACCAAAAGCGUCAAUGUGGGGGGUGAUUCAGACACUGCAAGGGAACAAUGCCUGUUGAUGGUGAAGAAUUGGCUUGUUCAAGCAGAAGCUUUUGACAGGGCAUGGAAACAUCGGGAGUGGAACCCACGCUCACAUGAGACGCCGCCGCCUGCAACUUUGGAGGCUAAGGCCAGCAGCAUGGGGAUGCCACCUGACCCUGUGCUGGCCGAUGGAGAUCAUGAUUCCGCUACAGCCAAAGCGAAAGGGAAGGCUAAGCCCAAACCUGCCACGAAACGCCGUGGAAAGGCCAGCGCCAAGCCAAAGGCAACUGCCGGGUCUGCUUCUCGCGCUGGCUCCAAGUCGAGUUCAUCGAGCUCGUCUGGAUCAACGUCAUCAGAUUCAGAGUCCACUACUUCAGACUCAACUAGUGGUUGA